Molecule: messenger RNA, 8335 nt
Organism: Phlebotomus papatasi
Lineage: Eukaryota; Metazoa; Arthropoda; Insecta; Diptera; Psychodidae
Gene: Gprk1
Product: G protein-coupled receptor kinase 1
Exons: 8
Coding region: 473-2602 (709 amino acids)
Biological process (GO): G protein-coupled receptor signaling pathway; regulation of signal transduction; protein phosphorylation
Molecular function (GO): G protein-coupled receptor kinase activity; ATP binding; G protein-coupled receptor binding
Source: RefSeq, a predicted model, not a curated record
GAAGUUGGCUAGAAAAAAAAAACGGAUGUCAAAAUAUCAAUGUCGGAGAGAGAAGAAAUUUUCAUACUAGACUUUUUUGUGAAUGCAAAUUGUACAAAAGUUCUAACCGGUGUUCAAUGUACAUAGACAGUAAAUUGUUCUAGAAGAUGCAUUUAUAUCGAUACAGUAGAAUUAUCUAGGGGAUUCCGCUGGAUUUUGGGUGAAAAAGUGCAGUGAAAAAAAUACCCAUUUUGUCCCAUCCGAUGUAAAGGAGGCAAUUUGCUGUGUGUUUUUUUCGCGAACAGUGUCUGAAUUUCGCAUGAAAAAAAGGCAGUGACCACGGAAUUGGGGCACCUGUUAGUGGUUGAUUGGACAGAGGGGUGUCUUGGGGUGAAAUUGGUGUUUGAUAGAGAGUGAUUGUGUGAAGAAGUAAAUCGAUUUAUUGUCUAUAGAAAAAAGUUCAAUCCAGUAAGAAUUUGGUAGCCCCACAAAAAUGGCGGACCUCGAAGCUGUUCUGGCGGAUGUGAGCUAUUUAAUGGCUAUGGAGAAAUCAAAAUCCGCCCCAGCUGCAAGAGCCAGCAAGAAGAUAAUACUACCGGAUCCCAGUGUUCGAAGUGUGAUGCACAAAUACUUGGAGAAGGAAAAUGAAAUAAGUUUCGACAAGAUAUUCAAUCAAAUAUUGGGCUAUUUGCUCUUUAAAGACUUUUGCGAGAAUGUGUCUGAAGAGCCAGUUCCUCACCUAAAGUUCUAUGAGCAAAUUAAAAAUUAUGAAAAAACUGAGUGCCAUGAUGAGAGACGCAAACUAGCGAGGGAAAUUUAUGAUAAUUUCAUAAUGAAGGAAAUGCUAUCGCAUACUCAUGAAUAUUCUAAAGAAGCUGUGUCACAUGUGCAGAAAUAUUUAAUGAAGAAUGAGGUGCCAGUCAACUUAUUUGAGCCAUACAUUGAGGAAAUCUUUCAUCAUUUGCGUGGUGAGCCCUUUGUGAAGUUUCUGGAGAGUGAGAAGUACACACGUUUCUGCCAGUGGAAGAACUUAGAGUUGAAUAUUCAGUUGACAAUGAAUGACUUUAGUGUCCACAGGAUAAUUGGACGGGGUGGUUUUGGGGAGGUUUAUGGGUGUCGAAAGGCGGAUACGGGCAAAAUGUAUGCUAUGAAGUGUCUCGAUAAGAAGCGCAUAAAGAUGAAACAGGGUGAAACAUUGGCACUCAAUGAGCGUACAAUGCUGUCUCUAGUUAGUACGGGGAUAGAUUGUCCAUUUAUUGUAUGUAUGACCUAUGCAUUUCACACAACGGACAAGCUGUGCUUCAUUUUGGAUCUUAUGAAUGGAGGAGAUUUGCACUAUCACUUGUCACAACAUGGGGUAUUUAAUGAAUCCGAAAUGAAAUUCUAUGCAGCUGAGGUGAUUCUUGGGUUGGAGCAUAUGCACAAACGAUAUAUUGUGUAUCGUGAUCUUAAACCGGCAAAUAUUUUGUUGGAUGAAAAUGGUCAUAUUCGAAUAUCUGACUUGGGUUUGGCCUGUGAUUUCUCCAAAAAGAAGCCUCACGCUUCAGUGGGAACCCAUGGAUAUAUGGCGCCUGAAGUUCUAUCAAAGGGUACACCAUACGAUUCGAGUGCCGAUUGGUUUAGCUUUGGAUGCAUGCUGUAUAAAUUACUCAAGGGCCACUCACCAUUUCGACAGCACAAAACCAAGGAUAAGCACGAAAUUGACCGGAUGACACUGACGAUGAAUGUGGAACUGCCGGAGUCAUUUAGCAAGGAACUGAGAAAUCUACUCGAAAGUUUACUCCACAGAGAUGUAGAUAAAAGAUUAGGGUGUCGAGGAAGAGGAGCUGACGAGGUCAAGGAACAUCCAUUCUUCUCGGGAAUAGACUGGCAUCAAGUGUAUAUACAGAAGUAUACACCACCGUUGAUACCACCAAGGGGUGAAGUGAAUGCAGCGGAUGCAUUUGAUAUUGGGUCGUUUGAUGAGGAGGACACGAAAGGUAUUAAACUGACAGAGGCAGAUCAGGAGCUCUACCGAUACUUUCCAUUGACCAUAUCAGAAAGAUGGCAACAAGAAGUGGCAGAGACAGUGUUUGAAACAGUUAAUAAUGAGGCUGAUAAACUUGAGAAUAAGAAGAAGGCAAAGCAGAAGCAACGUUUUGAUGCUGAUGAGAAAGAUUCUGACUGCAUUUUACAUGGUUACAUCAAACGGCUAGGUGGUGCUUUUGCAUCCGUUUGGCAGACAAGAUAUGCUAAAUUGUACCCCAAUCGAUUGGAGUUACAUUCGGAGAGUGGAAGUACGAAGCCAGAACUGAUUUUUAUGGACCAAAUAGAGGAAGUCUCAUCAGAUUAUGUGCAAUACAAAAAUGAGCAAUGUAUACAAAUUCGUUUUCGCGACGGGAUUCGCGAUGGUCGAAUAGUCCUGACAAAUCCGGAUGAAAUUGGACUGAAGGAGUGGUCACUGUCGCUAAGAUCGGCUCAUAAGUUGUCACAGGAGUUACUUGGGUCAAUGGCUAAGAAAGCGGGUAAGAUUUAUGGGACGGAACGUGAUAUAAGUGCAGCAUCGGCAACAAAUAAAGCAGCAAUUAUUUCUGGUACAGUAUCAGGAAAUGCAUUUGCCAAAAGCACAAAUGGAUCCAACUAGCGGUUACUUUUACGAUCUCGUUCUUGUUUCAUAGAAACGAGUCGUUUAAAGGAUGCCUCAGCUAAAUUAAAGUGUAAAGAUACAUGAAUUGUACAAUUCAGUUAAAUCAUCACACAGAAAAAAAAAACCUUUUUUAUAAAUGAAAAAAAAACUUAUCCCGCAAACCCUCAUCACUCUAUCUUACACUCUCUUUUAUAUAUAUUUCUUUUCUAAUGUUUUUCUACUUCCCAUUUGGGCAUAAAAGAAUCAUGUGUAAAGGUAAGAAUAUAUUCGUAAAAUAUAUUUAUUUCACGCAUCAUAAAUAGAGAGAAAAAAAGAGAAAUAUAAAGUCAUACGUCUAACAAGAAAUAUAACUGAUAUUUGACAUUAACAUAAAGUAUUUAAAUUGUUGGUAAAAAGGUGCAAUAUCCAUAAAUUUAAUUUAAAAAGAAUAUUUUUUUAAAUUUAGUAUUUAUGGAUAAUGCAACUUAAUAUGUUACAGAAUGCUUAGCAUUAGUGAAGUAAAAGAAAAAAUAAAAUAAAUAAAUAAAGAAAAAAAACCAUUACAGAAAUAAGAAUAUUGAACCUCAAUGCAGAUUUUUAUACUUGUAUAUUUAUCCUGGGUUUUAUGUUACAAUAACAUUUUAAAUUAAACUUAACAAAUUUUUCUAUUGAACCGAUAAGUAUACUCAAAACAAAAAAGGAUCUUUUCCUAAAAAAAAAUUAAAAAUAUAUACAAUUGUGGCAAUUUUGCGUAAACAAUGCAAUCUGGUAGGUUUUUUGAUAUAAAAUAAAAUAAUGGCUACGCACAAUUACUUUUGUUAUGUAAACAUGUUUUUGAAAAUUCGUGUGAGUGAGCGAGACAGCUAUAAGUAGAUUUCACUCUUUUGUUUUGUAAUUAUGUUUUUGACAUUUCAGCGAGAGUGAAUGAAAUCUAGAUCUAGUUGUCUCGCUCACUCUCAUAGGCAGUUUUGAAAAUAUGUUUACAAAACAAAGAUAUUGUCCGUUGAGUAUUAUUCACAAUGGCGCAUGCAUAUAUACUUUUGUUUUGUAAAUAAUAUUGAGCAAUCUUCAGUAUGAAAUGACCAGCGCACAAUAACUUUUGUUUGUAAACAUGUUUUCAAAAUUUCCGAUGAGAAUGAGCGAGAUGACUAGAUCUAGAUCUCACUCACUCUCAUUGAAAUGUCAAAACAUGUUUACUAAACAAAAGUUAUUGUUAGUUGGGCAAAAGAAUGAGAUGAUUUGAACUACAUCUCACUCAUUCUCGCUGAAAUGUCAAAUAAAUGUUAAUUAAUCAAAAGUUUUGUGCGUUCGCUAUUUCCAAAGGAUACCAAAUUAUUUUUCACUUCUUUGACAAUUAUCUCAGAAGAAUUCAAGAUUAGCAGGCCGUAAAAUAGUAAAGUUCAAUGCACAAUAAUAUUAAUUUUGUAAACAUGUUUUCAAAACUGGCCAUAGGAGUGAGCGAGAUGACUAGAUUUAGAUCUUAGUCACUGUCAUUGUAACGUCAAAAACAUGUAUACAAUACAAAAAUUAUUGUGCGUUUCAUAUGUCCAACACACAAUAACUUUUUGUAAACAUAUUUUUGACAUUUCAGUGAGAGUGAAUAAAAUGUAGAUCUGGUCAUCUCGCUCACUCUCUUACGUAACCGUGAAAACAAGUUUACAUAACAAAAGUCAUUGUGUGCUGGGCAAUAAUGGCCAGCGCACAAUAACUUUGAUUGUAACAUGUUUUCAAAAUUUCUCAUGAGAAUGAGCGAGAUGACUAGAUCUAGAUCUCACUCACUCUCAUUGAAAUGUCAAAAACAUGUUUUCUAAACAAAAAUUAUUGUGCGUUGGGCAUAAGAGCUGAAUAAACAUGCACUUAAUUACAAAAACAAACAUCACAGGUCUCCAAUUUCUUUUUCUUCGUUUAUUAAAUGAUAUUAUUGACUUUUUCGAGUCGGAAAAUUUGCCUUCUGAAGGUUGGAGACCAUGGAAAAUAGUGAUAAAAAGAUUUCAGGCUACAUCACUUUGCGCAUUUUUUGGCGAGGUUUGAUCUUUAAGUAAGCCCCGCCCACAAAUUCAUUAGGACACGCCCCUUUUCGAAAAGCGUAAUGUUGGUUCAUUUCAUGCUGGAGAUACAUCACAAAAUCAGCUACGCCUUUAAAUUUUAUUUAUUGUCAAAAAGAAUAAAGAACAAAAAUAAUAAUCGCUAGCGGGAAGAAGAGAGGAGCCGUUGCUACCCUUAUGCUAUAUUAAAAAAACUUUAAAAAACAUUAAAAAUUGUCGAAGAACUUCAAGAAGAAGGCAAUUUCAUCGAAGAAAAGCGCUUUUUGUGACUUGAAAGAUCAUUUUUGAAAACUUCAAAAUGGAUUUUUGGGAAGACUUUGUGGAAGCUUCUGAUCAAACUUCCAGAGAGCUAUAAUUUUGUCUUAGAGCCUCUACACAUUGGGCGCAAUUUUCGUCAAAAAUUCCCUUUUUGAAGAAAAUCACUUGCAGUGUUGUAGGUGGAUCAGUUUUCCAUUUCGGAUAAAAUUGCAUAUAAUGGUCUUUCCAAAGCUUUAUUAUAGAAGUAUUUGUCUAAAAAUUAUCCAGUUUUUUGGAACUUAAGAUAAAAUGACCGAGAUCUAUAAGAUGGUAUGGUCGCCAUCUUGAUUUGACGUUUCUGACCAUUUUGAAUAACUGUCAAAACAAAAAUCUCAUCCGAUUGAGCUGAAAUUUUAGUAUGUUCUAGCUGAUGUCAAGUCCUUUUCAGAACAUAUAUAAAAUCCGACCUAGGUCAACUGAUUGUCUGAAUACAAAGGUUCCAAGUUCAAAAUUUUGACACUUUCAUGAAUACAGAACUACGGGGAGCUUCUUUUAUCGAAACCAUCACAAAAAAGUCAGGGCUAUCGUUAGGCGAUGAGAUCUAACAUACAAACAAAAAGAAAAGUAAUGUUUUUGUUUAUAACAGCAUUUUAUUUGAGGAUCUAAAAACUGUUUUUGCAAAGAUGAAAAAAUAAAUAAAUGCACUUUUCAUUUAAUUUUUUUUAAAUUAUGUAAGACUAAAUAAAUAUAUAAAAUAAAAGCGUCAACCAUUUUCAAUGGUUACUGAGUCAUUUCGUUUAGGUUUUAAAAUUCAGGAUUAUAAAAUAAAGAUCGCCAAAAUAUGAAUAUUUCAAAAUUUUAAAAUUUGAGCCCCUGUAUCUAGGUAAGUGCUUGACAUAGACUGGAACAUAGAUACGUUCUGAAAAGGUCUUGACAUCAGCUGCAAUAUACUAAAAUUUCAACCCAAUCGGACCAGUUGUAGGUUUUGACAGUUAUUCAAAAUGGCGGACAGAAACGUCAAAUCAAGAUGGUGACCACGUUAUCUUGUAGAUCUUGUACAUCUUACCCUUAGAUGUGAAGAUCUUCAUUGUCGUUUGUUAUCAGAAAUUGUUGAAUUUUUAGUAUUUGUUAAAAAGUGCAAAGUAACCCGUACCUUAUCCCAAGUGCAAGCCUUUUUUCUUGAUUAUUUUUAACAUAGUAAAAAUUUAAAAAUUAAUGCUAAUGGCAGAAAAUCCAUUCAUUAACAACUGAAUACAAAUAAUUUUACAUAUUCACCCCCCUCCUUUCACUUUAACUAUCCACUUUUAGAGGGUAAAGUUGAAAACAGCAAAAAACGUGCAGUCACCCGCAACGACGGUACCACUUUCAUGCCGAAACUCGUUCUCGUACCAGCCUCUAUUAUUUUUGGGCGGUUCACUUUUUUGCUAAUAUGCACCUUUGGCAUUACUAUUCAUUCAUUCACUGGACGAAUUCAAACCCGAUAUGGCAUGAGAAAUCUUUUUCUGCUGCUGCUAAGCUUUGAACUCGAAAGCUCACAGUAAUAGAGACACUACUCUAUCCACUGAUCCACUACUGAGGCUCUUUGAGGGGCUUGUUUUUAUGGAUCCACCAUCCUCAAACUAUCAAACCACUUUGAUUUUCUAAAAUAAAAGCGAAGUUUGUAAAGUUUUUAAAUUGUUCCUGUAUUUGUAACGUGAGAAACGCUAUAGUACUCAACGUGAGCAAAGGAAAAGUUUAGACCACGCACAUUUCAUUCUCAAUAUGGUGUAUUUUUUUUUGAUCAUCGUUAGUUUCUAUCCACAAACUUUUGAUAUUGCCGAUAGUAUUGUAAAUAUAUUAGUUAUUCGUUGGAAAAGUUCGAAAGGGGCGUGCCUAUGUUUGUAGGCGUGGCUUGCUGAAGAAAUUGAGCAAUUUUGUCAUAGCGGUCGCUACAUUGGAUUCUUCUGUUGAUUUUGAGUUUUUGCAGAGUAUUUCAGUUUUAAAUGAAUUUUGAAGUGAAACUUUGUCUAUUCUUUAAGAGGUAACUUGUGCCAAAGUUAUUUUAUUUGCAUUCCAUUUGUUAAGCCGAACACAUCUUGCGUUCCUCUUGUUUAAGGUAAUAUUGAUACAAAUAUGAUUUCAUCAUUUAAAAUUGACAAUCUAUUCAUCAAAUUUCUGCGCAUUAUUUGUAAUCCCACGUAAAUCAUUAUUAGGAAAUGUCUUAGUACAUGUUUCAAUUAAAAUAGAAGAGAAUAAAUAAAAGAUUUUUAAUGAAAAAGAAAGAUGAACAAAAUAAGCGAAAAUAAUAAAGGAGUUAAUAGAUAAAAGAAAGAUAUAUGCAAAAUGCAAAAACUUCCAAUAAAAGAAAGAGUAAGUUAUUAAUGAAAUUAUAUUGUAAUGAGAGGAAAAUUUCUUUAAGUGCAGUGAAAAUUACACAAGAAUAUAGAUAUUGUGUCAAUUUUUUUUCAAUAAGAUUUAGGCGGAAAUUGUUAAGAAAAAAAUUACUUAGGACAUAUUACAUGAACAUGAAGAAAAAGGUAAAGAAGAAAAUAGAAAUUGUAUAUCUAAAUUCUCUGUAAAUUAAUGUCACUACAAUAACAUUUUAAGGAAUAAGGAAAUAUGUGAAGAUUAGAAUGCGAUGAACUUAAGAACCCAUUGUUAGAAAGAAACCAUAUUAAAUGUUAAGAGAACUGAUAUAUGUUUUAAAACAUUUUUGAUGAGAAUGUUCUUUUUUUAAAGUAGUAAUAUCUCCCAUUAAAAAAAAUCAUUAUAUCUUGAAAAGAAAAUGAAGAAAAUAAAAUUGUAGAAAAAAAAAACUAUAGAACAUUUAUCUAUCAUAACUUAGGAAUAUAGAAUAACUUAAAAAAUCUUUAGUUCUAGGAGAUAAACAUGAAAGAAAAAAAUGUUUUGUAAUUUGUAAAGAAAAAAAUCUUCUAUGAUUCUAGGAAAAAAAAUGAAGAAUGUGAAGAAAAAUUAAAGAAAAACAAACAAAAAAAAAGAAAAAUAACAUGAAGUAGUAAAAAACACACUCAUUGCGAAGAAAAACGUAAAAAAAACUUUAUAUAAAGCCAUAGAAUUUCUAUUUAUUUUUAGUCUUUACAUAAAUUAUUCUUACCCUUGUUAUAUUUAAAAAAAAAAUCUGUUUUCUCUUUUUUCUUGAUAUGGUACCAAAUAUUUUUUGCAUCGAUGUUAAAAUUAUUUAUUGUAAUAUUUGUAUUUUUGCUGAAAGAAAUUAUUUUGAUAUAAAAUCAAAUCAAAAAAACCCGAUGUGCGGAAAAAUGUGCAAAAUAAAAUUUAUGAAAAAAAAUUACAUUUCAAUGUGAGUUCCUUUAUGAUUAUGAAUUAAAAACAAGAAAAAAUGCUUGACCAAAAAUAUAUGUAACUUUGUGUAAUGAUUUUUAUUGAAUUCAAAGUGAACAUGAGAAUGAAAGUGGAAAACGCGGAAAAUUAUAAACAUGUAAAAAAACAUAAUAAAAUUAAUGUACACUGA